UCACUCAGCUCAACUUCAUCUUCUUUCAAUUUCACUGUUCAAUUAAAAAAGAAAAAUCCCAUUUAACCCUUCACCCUUUUUCUGGUCUGUAAAAUUGGUCUGAUCAUCUCUCUGGCGCCACUCCGACAGUAACUAUAUUCAGUAGUUUCAGAUUCCAACGGGUCUAAUCUAAUCUAAUCUAAAUCCAAGCCGUAAAAAAAUGGCGAAAUCCACGUUCUCUCUGCGUCACCACCAUUACUCUCAUCUCCAUUUGAGCUCUUCUUCUUACUUGAGCAAGCACAAACAACUUCACAGAACCCAAUCACUACUCUGUUUUCAGUCCAUGACACUAUUGAAUUCAUUCCAAAGCAACCCACCAGAGUGAGUAGCUUGGCCAAAUCAUGGGAAUCGAUUAUACCCUUUUCAAAUCUUGUAAAUUGCUGCUACCCCUUUGUGUUUUUUUUAAUCUCUUCUUUGUUUUCGCAUCUGGGUUUGGAUCAAUGGCGCCUAUUUCAGCUGCAUUUGGCUCUGAUGGAUUCUUCUGUGCCAUUGAUGCCAGUGGGAAACAGGAAGUUAUUUGUUGGGGCAAAAAUAGUUCGUCUCUUUCACCAUCUUCCUCUUCUUCUACCUCCAUCUUCUCCGUCGACAUUCCGGCAAUGGCUGCUCUCUCAGGCGGCGAGGGAUUUCUCUGCGGUAUUUUAGCUAACACUUCACACGCUUACUGUUGGGGUUCGAUAAAUCCAGGUACAGAUCUCGUCCCAUUGGUUUUUCGUACCACUGCUUAUUCUCAUAUUGCCGCGGGAAGAAGCCAUGUUUGUGCAAUUAGAGGAUCCUAUUAUUCUGAUAACGAUUCGGGUCCUGUGGAUUGUUGGGAUAUCUCAAGAGAUUUAAUGAAUAAUACUCUGAGCUCUAAACAGAGCUCUCUGUUCUAUAAUCAAUCAAUUGCCAGCCUUGUUUUCAAAAGGGUUGUUUCCGGCGAAGGAUUUAGUUGUGCCGAGCUUCGAGAUGGAGGAAUUCUUUGCUGGGGACCCAACUCCACCAAUCUCGACGUUUCAAAUGUUUCUGAAAAUUUCAUAGUUCUUGCCGCCGGAAAAGAUGCUCUUUGUGGAAUCUCAGAAGUCACUGGCGGAGUUAAAUGCUGGGGAAACGCCGAUUCAUUUGUCGGCCUUCCAACAACCGCUGGAUACGUGACGUUGACCGCCGGCGAACAGCAUUUCUGUGGCAUCCGAUGGGAUACUCACGAAGUGGACUGUUGGGGUAGCUUGAACUCAUCUUCAAUUCCUAAGAACACAGGAUUUAUGGCGAUUGCUUCAUCAGACCAUUCAAUCUGUGGCAUUAGAGAAGAUAAUCUGGUUCUUGAUUGUUGGUUUUCACAUUCUCUUGAAGCUCCUCCUGGUUAUGAUCCUCCUUUGGAGCUUUGUAGUCCAGGGCUUUGCGCUGCAGGCCCUUGCCGUGAAGGAGAAUUCUCUUUCAACGCCAGCAUUUUGAAUGAACCAGAUUUGAAGAGUUUGUGUGUGAGGAAAGAUCUGAACAUUUGUUUUCGUUGUGGAGUGAAUUGCUCUGAUGGGUUCUUCUUAUCAAGCCCUUGUACUUUGAAUUCUGAUAGGAUUUGUACUGCUUGUUCUCUUUGCCAGAACAGUUCUUGUUGGGAUAUCUGUGGAGUUCAAUCAUCUCCCGAAACCAAGCAGAAGCAUUGGCAUCAGUGGCGUAGUAUACUGGUAAUAGUUGGUGCUUCUGUUGCUGGAUUAGUACUGAUUCUACUAGGUUGGUGUCUUCAUCCUCGUGUUAUCGCUUCGAAGAAAGACGGGAGCAAUAAACAGCAUAAGUCUGAGUUAGAAACUGGUACUGAAACUGAUUCUUGUGCUCCAUUAGCUCCUCUUUGUCCUGGAAUUGCUCAGAUUUUUCGGCUUUCAGAGUUGAAAGAUGCCACAAACGGAUUCAAAGAGUUUAACGAGCUUGGCAGGGGGAGAUAUGGCUUUGUUUACAAGGCUGUGUUAGCUGAUGGGCAACAAGUUGCAGUGAAGAGAGCAAAUGCUGCUACCAUUAUUCACACCAACAGUAGGGACUUUGAAAUGGAGUUGGAUAUCCUUUGUAAGAUAAGGCAUUGUAAUAUUGUGAAUCUGUUAGGUUACUGUUCUGAGAUGGGAGAGAGGCUUCUUGUUUAUGAAUACAUGCCCCACGGCACACUCUACGAUCAUCUCCACGGCGGUCUUUCUCCAUUGAAUUGGACACUGAGACUGAAAAUAGCGAUGCAGGCGGCGAGGGGACUCGAGUACCUACACAAGGAACUUGUGCCUCCUGUUGUCCAUCAAAACGUCAAAACUUCAAACAUUCUUUUGGAUUCCCAUUGGGGAGCUAGGAUUGCAGAUUUCGGGCUUAUUACAUCGAACGAUGAUGACGUUAGCGGGGAUUUGACGAGCGAUGUUUAUGACUUUGGUAUUGUGCUGCUUGAGAUUAUCAGUGGAAGGAAAGCUUACGACAGAGAUUACACACCUUCAAGCAUAGUUGAAUGGGCAGUGCCUUCGAUCAAGCAAGGUAAGGCUGCUGCCAUAAUAGAUAGAUACACUGCUCUACCAAGAAACGUCGAGCCUCUACUUAAACUUGCUGAUAUAGCCGAACUGGCUGUACGAGGAAAUCCCAGCGAACGACCAACGAUCUCAGAUAUUGCAUCUUGGUUAGAGCAAAUUGUUAAAGAUGGAUUAAUCUUGUAAUAAUCGUACCCCAAGACGGGUGCUCGGCUUUGAAACAUACAUUUUGAUCGACGCAACGAAACGUAUUCUUUUACAGCUUAUGUGGGUGCUGCUCUCUUCAACUGUAAAUUAGUUAUUGAGCUUCAGCUUGUACAUGAACAUAUACUGUACACCAUUUCUUUCAAUAAAGGACUUUACAUUUUUAAGCCUCUUUA
Molecule: messenger RNA, 2884 nt
Organism: Benincasa hispida (wax gourd)
Lineage: Eukaryota; Viridiplantae; Streptophyta; Magnoliopsida; Cucurbitales; Cucurbitaceae
Gene: CCR1
Product: CRINKLY4 related 1
Biological process (GO): protein phosphorylation
Molecular function (GO): protein binding; protein kinase activity; ATP binding
Source: RefSeq, a predicted model, not a curated record